Messenger RNA from Penicillium pulvis, 978 nucleotides. Its product is annotated as putative short-chain dehydrogenase/reductase family protein. The record is from RefSeq and is a predicted model, not a curated record. Lineage: Eukaryota; Fungi; Ascomycota; Eurotiomycetes; Eurotiales; Aspergillaceae. Bases 1 to 978 code for a protein of 325 amino acids. The transcript is spliced from 2 exons.
AUGCAAUACACUCCCCCGACAGACCCUCGGGGGAUUUCUCUUGCCGGCAAAACAGUCCUGUUAACGGGUGCAACCUCGGGUCUUGGCUAUGAAGCCGCCAUUAAAUUCCUCAAUCUGGGAGUCGAUUCAUUAGUGAUUGGAAGUCGCAAUCUAGAGCGCGGAAACCGCACUAAGUCCGAGCUUGAAAAAGUCACCAGUCGCCCAGGUGUGGUACAGGUCUGGGAGCUUGAGAUGAACAAUUUUCAAAGUGUCAAGGAUUUCGCCAGUCGGGUCAACAAGGAGCUUCCCCGGGUCGAUAUCGCGCUGUUGAAUGCCGGUCUCUGGAACCGUGAAUAUCUCCUAUCGCCCGAGGGCUGGGAAGAGACAUUACAAGUGAAUACUCUCUCAACAUCACUUUUGGCUUUGCUACUUCUUCCCAAACUCCGUGAAUCCUCAGGCGCCGAGCCUACCCACCUUAGCGUGGUUUCAAGUCAGCAAUUCGUUCGUGCCAAGGCUGAGAGCCUCACAAUAGAGGGAUCCUUGUUGGAACAUCUAAAUUCCCAGGAUAGGUAUCAGGGACCGAAGCAGUACGGGAUUUCCAAAUUGCUGCUCGAAUACGUUGUGAAAACUGUCGCGGAUCUUGUUCGCAAUGAGGAUGGCACAGUGCCCAUUAUCGUAAACACGAUCAGUCCUGGCUUGUGCCAAUCGUCCCUCACACGGCAAUACCGUCGGCGAUUUUAUGAGCGAUGGCUGUCGUGGCUGGCAUACCGGCUCUUUGCCCGAACGACCGAACAAGGUAGUCGGUCUUUAGUAAGCGCGACAUUUCAGGGCGUCGAGUCGCAGGGCAAAUGCUGGCGCAGUGAUGGUUAUUUGGAUGAAUCCAAAGCCCUCACAACUGGACCCCAAGGAAAGGAGUUCCAGGACAAAGCGUGGAAUGAAAUCGUGGAGUUGCUAGAAAGCCAGGCAGAAGUGCGCGGUAUUAUCGAGGGUCGGGGAUGA